Molecule: messenger RNA, 946 nt
Organism: Panicum virgatum (switchgrass)
Lineage: Eukaryota; Viridiplantae; Streptophyta; Magnoliopsida; Poales; Poaceae
Product: beta-amylase 7-like
Exons: 1
Coding region: 118-573 (151 amino acids)
Biological process (GO): DNA-templated transcription; brassinosteroid mediated signaling pathway
Molecular function (GO): DNA-binding transcription factor activity
Source: RefSeq, a predicted model, not a curated record
AGCCGCCCCUUGUUCCCCUCCCCCGAGUCUGCAUCUCCCUCCCUUCCCCCCGCGCGGCGGCGCGAGAUCCGGGCGGGCGGGAGCGGGAUUCAGCAGGCGGAGGACGAGGACGAGGAGAUGGGGGUCAAGGAGGAGGACGGCGACGAGGAGGAGGAGGAGGAGGAGGAAGACGACGGCUGCUACUACAUGGACCCGUGCCCCGUGCCCGUCGCGUCGCCGGCUGGCAGCGGCGUCGGCGGGAGGGCCAACUAUGGGCGGCGGCGCGCGCGCGAGGAGAAGGAGCGGACCAAGCUGCGGGAGCGGCAGCGGCGCGCGAUCACGGGGCGGAUCCUGGCGGGGCUGCGCCAGCACGGCAACUACAGCCUCCGGGCGCGCGCCGACAUCAACGAGGUGAUCGCGGCGCUGGCGCGCGAGGCCGGCUGGGUCGUCCUCCCCGACGGCACCACCUUCCCCACCUCCUCCCCGCCCCCCGCCGCCGCCGCCGCGCAGGUCGGUCCCCCCCUCCCUCUCUCUGCUGCUUCCUUCUCAGUCAGUCCACUCGGUCAGGCUCUCGAUUUGGGACGAAGGGAAUGAAGGACAACGAAUGGCGUGUGAACUGGCAGCUGGCCACUGGCUCUGCUGCCCGGCUGGCAAAGGGUAAAGCAGCGCGUGCGAGUAGCUAUCCCGCCGCCAUUUAUGACGUCACAAAUGAACACCUGCGGGUCCGAAUCAGAUGUGAUAAAUAAAUAAGGCCAAUUUCAAUAAAAAUGACGUAAUAAGUAAGUAUUAAAUUUAUUGAUAUGGUAAAAUUAUUAUGAAGUGAGGAGGCCUCAUGGGAUCCGAGGGAAGUGCCGUCAACAUAACGUUUAUUCGGCUCGAUUACCUAAUUUAUCAGAAUUAUGCAAUAACACUCCCACUGAGGUGAUAAAAUUUAAAAAAGAGAAAUACCAUAUUUGAUUACAAAAUA